ACAAAACCGAUGCGCAGCUUGUCAAAGAGCGUGCACUAGCUGCGCGAAAAAAGAAAGAAGACGCACAAAAAGAAGAAGCGGACGAGGAAGCAGAAUCUAGUGAAGCAGUUACUGAAAUCCCACACGACACAAAACUUGGUCAUGACCACGAGGGUGUCUGGUCUAGUGCGGAUGUUUACAACCAGGACGCUCUGAUUGAUGUUGAGCAGGAAAGUGAGCACGACAUUAAGCAAAAUCAGUCCGACGAUAUGAGCAAGGAGGAAAUCGACGACACUUCUCAUGAACAGCACCGCAUAGACUAUCUCGCAUACGGGUUGGCUUACUUUCUCUACAAAGUUGAACAAUAUCUACCAGUAGAACUUGACCAAAAUCCACACCAGCAGUUUCGUUACGCUAAGUUAGUCUCAAAUGUUGAGCGUCUUUAUGUAAAUUUGUCCACAAACUCAGUCAUGGAUGGUAUGAAACAGUUUGGAAAUAUCAUUAUGUGGAAGAACCGCCCAUUGACAUUCCUAGUCGUAACUAUAUACCUUACGCUUGUUUUCACGGACAUGCUCUUGAAUACAAUCAUCGCUGGUGUCCUGAUUGGAAUUACCUCUAGGAAAGUUUUCCCCCCAUCAUCUUCUUCUCAGAUAGAGUCAAGCAAAGAUGAGCAGGAACGCGCUAGGGAGAUUGUUGACUUGGAGGCUGAGUUUGGGUUAGAUGUAGACGGCAAUAAUGCCCCGGGUCAACGCGAGAAGAGCAUGAAGGAAGCAUACAAAGCCAUAACUGAAUCACAUGGCCGUGAAAUCCAGCUUGUGACCGGAGAUUUAGCUGACUUUAUCGAAAAGUUAAAGAACUUAUACCUCUGGAGAAAACCAAAAGCAACGCGCAACUUCAUACUCAGAGCAGUACUGCCAGCGUUAAUUGGUCUGCAAUUUAUAUCCCAUGCUGCCCUAGUGAGGGGUAGCUUAGCAGGGCUAGGUUUUGUUAUUUUCAUCUGGAUACCAAUCACGAUCAAUUACCCGCGCUACAGGCGCAUGGCAUGGAAUAUGCCUGAGGUUCCGACGGAUGCACAGUAUGCGCUUAGUGUGAUGCGCCAACGCGUGCGUAAAAAUGAACCACUUCCCGUACUCGCCGACCCAUUAAAGAAAGAGACCAGAAAGAAGACAGAUGCACCUCGCAAUCCGAAUAACGACAACACAGAUAGCACUGAAAUCAUCAAGAGCCCAAAGAAGGGCGGUAGCAAGUGGUCACGAAUGGCGGCGUCUCUCCAACGCGGCGGGAAAGCAGCAGAGCGAGGCACAGAUAUGAUAAGCCAAGUAAUUAAUGGCGAUAAAGGUGUUUUUAUCAGACAAGCGCAAGAAGUCUGGGCAAGCAGGAAUGACGAGGACUCUGAGCGCACGUCUGAGAUGCUAUCGCAGGAGAGCGAUAAUGGAUCAAUAAAGAGCAAGCGUCACAUUGGACUGGAGCCAUCAAGGGUCGCUUAUCUGCCUCUCAGGUCGACGCAUUUCGCAAUACUGAAGUCAUCGCCAGGGACGCUCGCGCUGAACUCGAGUGAGCUACGUUUCAAGCCAUUCAAAGGGCCUGACGUUGUAGUGCAGCUGGACGCCCUGGUGGCUGUGCGCAAGAAUACGAGCCUGCGUGUAGGAGUCGAAGUCAGCAGCGGACUCGAGCUGAGCUGGGAGGAGGAAGAGGAUGUGAAAGUGAUGCGACUAACAAAUGUAGCACGGCGGGACGAUGCCUUCAACCAGCUCGUCGCCUGCUCGAGGAAUGUCUGGGUGGAUAGCUAGCUAGCAUAAAUAAUAAGCCUGUAGAAUAAAAAUUAAAAG
This is a messenger RNA of Wallemia mellicola CBS 633.66, 1808 nucleotides long. RefSeq lists its product as hypothetical. Gene Ontology annotation, biological process: apoptotic process; negative regulation of toll-like receptor 9 signaling pathway. The coding region runs from base 249 to 1769 and encodes 506 amino acids. The record is from RefSeq and is a predicted model, not a curated record. The transcript is spliced from 2 exons. NCBI's taxonomy places the organism in Eukaryota, Fungi, Basidiomycota, Wallemiomycetes, Wallemiales, Wallemiaceae.